Pelecanus crispus (Dalmatian pelican) is the source of this 1062-nucleotide messenger RNA. The record is from RefSeq and is a predicted model, not a curated record. NCBI's taxonomy places the organism in Eukaryota, Metazoa, Chordata, Aves, Pelecaniformes, Pelecanidae.
AUGGAGCUGGGGCUGGGCCGGGAGACCAACGCCAAUGCCUCCGUCCGCAUGCUGCCCACCUAUGUCCGCGGCACGCCCGACGGCACCGAGCGAGGCGAAUUCCUGGCAUUGGACCUGGGGGGGACCAAUUUCCGGGUGCUGGUGGUACGCGUGGCGCAGGAUGGCAUCCGCGUGGCCAGCGAGAUCUACGUCAUCCCAACUGCUGUCAUGCAGGGCACUGGCGACGCGCUGUUCGACCACAUCAUUGAAUGCAUCAUGGACUUCCAGCUGAAGCAGGACCUGAUGGAGCAGGUCCUGCCUCUCGGCUUCACCUUCUCCUUUCCCUGCCAGCAGCUGGGCCUGGAUAAGGCAGUGCUGCUGAGCUGGACGAAAGGCUUCAGCGCCUCAGGCUGCGUGGGGCAGGACGUGGUCCAGCUGCUGCGGGAGGCUGCCCAGCGCAAGCAGCACUUAGGGCUGAAGGUGGUGGCUGUGGUCAACGACACGGUGGGAACCAUGAUGUCCUGUGGCUACGAUGACCCCAAAUGUGAAAUUGGCCUCAUCGUGGGGACAGGGACCAACGCCUGCUACAUGGAGGAGAUGCAGAACGUGGGCACCGCGGAGGGGGAGCAGGGCCGCAUGUGCAUCAACAUGGAGUGGGGGGCCUUUGGGGACAACGGCUGCCUGGAUGACAUCUUCACCGUCUUUGACCUGCUGGUGGAUGAGAAAACAAUCAACGCAGGCAAGCAGAGGUUCGAGAAGCUCAUCAGCGGCAUGUACCUGGGUGAGAUCGUGCGCCACAUCCUACUGGCACUGGUGGAGAAACGGCUGCUGUUCCGUGGCAAGCCCUGCCCCAAGCUCCAGACCAGGGACAUCUUCCAGACCAAGUUCCUCUCUACCAUCGAGAUCGAUGGGCUGGCCCUGCGGCAGGUACAGGCCAUCUUGCAGGACCUGGAGCUCCAGGCCAACUUUGAGGACAGCAUGCUUGUGCGGGAGGUGUGCCAGACCGUGUCCCUGCGGGCGGCCCAGCUCUGCGCCGCUGGCCUGGCCGCCGUGGUGGAGAAGAUGCGGGAGAACCGGGGCCUG